AUGAAGAAAUUCAAUACAGUCCCUAUUUUUGUUGCCUUGCUAUUGGCUGUUUUUGUGGGUCAAGGUGAAGCUGGAUGGUUAAAGAAAAUUGGCAAGAAAAUUGAACGUAUUGGCCAACAUACCCGUGAUGCCACAAUUCAGGGCCUUGGUGUAGCCCAGCAAGCGGCCAAUGUAGUGGCAACUGCUAAAGGAAAAUAA
Messenger RNA from Musca vetustissima, 198 nucleotides. Its product is annotated as cecropin-A2. The record is from RefSeq and is a predicted model, not a curated record. Bases 1 to 198 code for a protein of 65 amino acids. NCBI's taxonomy places the organism in Eukaryota, Metazoa, Arthropoda, Insecta, Diptera, Muscidae. Gene Ontology annotation, cellular component: extracellular region. Gene Ontology annotation, biological process: defense response to Gram-positive bacterium; defense response to Gram-negative bacterium; antibacterial humoral response. The transcript has 2 exons.